Scatophagus argus is the source of this 12586-nucleotide messenger RNA. RefSeq names its product chromodomain helicase DNA binding protein 9 (gene chd9). The transcript is spliced from 39 exons. The record is from RefSeq and is a predicted model, not a curated record. Bases 503 to 9508 code for a protein of 3001 amino acids. NCBI's taxonomy places the organism in Eukaryota, Metazoa, Chordata, Actinopteri, Scatophagidae. Gene Ontology annotation, molecular function: protein binding; ATP-dependent chromatin remodeler activity; ATP binding.
UCUGCAAUCAACACAACAAACUAGUUGUUUUAUCGUGGACACCAUCACUGUCGACCUCUCCUUCCAUCUCCGGCCUCCUCCCCCCUCCUCCUCCUCUUCCUCAGUGAGGAAGCGUCACGACACCUCUUGAAUCCUGUGGCUUGCAAAGUGGAGACUUGGCUAGGGCUAACACGUGCGAGCUAUCUCGUUUGUGCGGGUCUAAAAUUUUCAAUCUGAAAUCAGAAGUCCCACGUGCAUUGGCUUUGUUUCCACUUGGGGAACACUUAAAGUAGCGCAACACAUUGCCGCCUCGCUGGCUUAUCCAACACCGCUCUCGCAGGAGCUGAAGCCAUUGCUGGAUUGAAGAUGAAGAGGAUGUUGGAGACUUCAGAGGUGAACCCGGUAUGCUUUUAAUGUACACAAUGUAAUGGACAUGCUGUAGCUUUGUAGACAGUGAGGCUCAUUGGGACCAGCUUGGAUCUGGUGGAGUUCCAAAGGUUCCAGUUACCCACCGGGUUCUGCCAUGGACUUCUUUAAUGAUCCCAGUCUCUUUGUUGGGGGUUUGGAAGGGUUGGAUGAGGAUGGCUUCCCUUCAGCACCAUCACUUGUGGAUGAGCUAAACCUCAGUGCUGACUUUGAGCCCCUCCAAGUGGAGCCUCUAGGCCCAGGGAAGCACCAGGACAUGUUGCCACCAGUUUCUACCCAACAAGUCAUGCCUACUUACAGUGAGCAGAUGGGUCACUACAUUGGCAUGAAGGCACAGAAUCCUAUUGGGCAGGCAUUUUCUGGUCCUGGGGGCACAGGUGGUGGAGGUGGUGGCAUGAUUGUCGAGCAACAGGGCCAGUACCACAGUGUUGCCAUGAGCCAAGUACCUCAAUCCAACGGGCUGUUCUGUAACAGUAGCAGUCCUAUGUGGGGCAACCAAGACCAGAAUGGGAAUAUGUACCACCCCGUAUCUCAGCAGCAGCAGCAGCAACAACUUUGCCAUCAGCAACAAUUGCACAACCAGCACCUUCACGUCAGACAACAACAAACACAGCAGCAGCAACACCACCCUUGCCAUCAACAACAACACGAGCAGCAGCACAGAAUGCGGCAGCAACAGCAGCAACAACAGCAGCAGCAGUUGCAGCAACAGCAAAGUCAUCAGCAGCAGCUGUUAACCCAGCGUCAGCACCAACAAAUGAACACACAGACUGUGUCUGUGCAGCAACAGCAGCAUCACAGUUUCUCCUUUCAUCAGGUAGGUCACUCUCAGCAGCAAAUAACUGUAGGAGGGCCAAGGUACCAUUCAAGGGCUCUGCCAAGUAAGUCAUACUUGGAUAAUCAGAAUACUUCUCUGAGUGGGACUUGCUUACAUCAGCAGCAGAGCAGCUACCAGUUAGCCAGGGGAGGUCAAGCCUUCUGUGGAUCAGGACCAGAAGACCCUAACCUUCGCUUUCCCAUGCAUGCAUCAUCUAUGGUUCACUCCCUGCCUACGGGCUCAGUCAGUUCUGCCACUGCUUACCAACCGGCUCAGUAUCCCGCCUAUCCUGGAGAGCCAGAAAUGCCCAGUCUCAGUCAGCGAUCUUUGUCCUCAGCCUCUGUGCCUAGGCCCACCACCAACACUGCACCCCUUACUUCUACAGUGGCUGAGCUUUCAGGGACAGUAUGUCAGUUUCCAUCACCAGCAGUUAUGAGUCAGCAGCACACUAGGGCCUCAGAGAGCCUGGCAGAGGAAUGUCCUUUCCGGGCCCUGCGUUGUUCAGGGGAAACUCAGGCAAACUGCAAAUCAUCUGAGAUGUUUGGUGAUUCUAUGAGCUGCUACCCUGGCAUGGUCAGCCAACUGCCUUCUGAGCAGCCUCAGAGCUGUGGGGCCAUCAACACUAAUGGAUAUCAAGCGUUUGGAGACAGUCUCCUGCCAUCAGAACCUCAGGAUGGAGACUUAGAGGACCUGGAUCCUCCAGACCUCCUGCCUGACCUACUGCCCCAGCUGGAGGCUGCUCUCAGCCAACAGGAGGAAUCCAACUGUUCCUGGGUCGAUUCCAACCAGGAGGGACGUGAGUGCAGGAAUCCGUCACCUGUUGAAUACAAGGAAGAGAAGCCUCGAAAGAACGCUAAUGGUCCUGGGAGCCAGGUUCGGGUUCUUAGUCCCCCAAUGAAGAGCAGCCCAUCGUCUUCCUCCUCUUCCUCGUCGUCUUCAUCCUCCUCUAGCUCCUCUUCGGAGAAGAGGGUGCCACGAAGGACGCAUCAUCAGAUGGAGUCAGAUUUACAGGACAAGCAGGAGAAGGCCAACAGGAUAAUAUCAGAAGCUAUAGCUAAGGCCCGGCAGCGUGGAGAAAAGAACAUCCCCAGAGUUAUGAGCCCCGAGAGCUUCCCCAGCUCUUCUUCACAGUACAAGACCCACCGUGACCGUGAGCACAAAGGAAACGGCAAGGCACGGCUCAAAGAGAAACCCUGUAGGAAAGCCUGCAUUGUACCCUCCUCUAAACCCAAGCAGAAGGCCAAGAUCGGGAAAAUUGUCAUCAAGAUUGGGAAGAAGAAAAAGCGAAAGCCAGAGUCUUCAGAGGAGGAGUCGGAAGAUGACCCACCCCCUCGACACACUUCGAAAGAUGUGGACUCUAAGAGGCGAUCUAACCGGCAGGUGAAGAGAAAAAAAUAUGCUGAAGAGCUGGAGGCCAGGUUGUCAGAUGAUGAAGUCAAGGUUAUUGUCAAAGCGAAGAAAACCAACACUGCAGCAUCGAAGGAGCCUGCUCUUCAACUCUUUGUAGAGAAUCCCAGUGAAGAGGAUGCUGCUGUUGUUGACAAAAUCAUGUCCUCUCGUAUCAUCAAGAAGGAGGUCUCUCCAGGAGUGGUCAUUGAAGUGGAGGAGUUUUUUGUCAAAUACAAAAACUACUCCUACCUACACUGUGAGUGGGCCACGGAGCAACAGCUGGAGAAGGACAAGAGGAUUCAGCAGAAGAUCAAACGUUUCAAGAUGAAACAAGCACAGAGGGCGCUCAUCUUUGCAGAUAUGGAAGAGGAGCCCUUUAACCCUGACUAUGUAGAAGUAGACCGAGUGCUGGAGGUGUCGUAUUGUCAGGACAAAGACACAGGAGAGGAGGUGGUGUACUACCUGGUGAAGUGGUGCUCUCUGCCUUACGAGGACAGCACCUGGGAGCUAAAGGACGACGUAGAUCAAAGCAAGAUUGAAGAGUUUGAGCAGCUGCAGGCAGUAAAGCCAGACUCUCGCAGAAUGGAACGGCCCCCAGCCAAUCUGUGGAAGAAGAGGGAGCAGUCCAGGGAAUACAGGAAUGGCAACAGCCUCAGGGACUACCAGCUAGAGGGGGUCAAUUGGCUCCUCUUCAACUGGUACAACAGACGAAACUGCAUCCUGGCAGACGAGAUGGGCCUCGGAAAGACCAUCCAGUCCAUCACAUUCCUAGAAGAGAUCCAUCGUGUGGGCAUUAAAGGGCCAUUCCUCAUUAUUGCCCCGCUCUCUACCAUUGCCAACUGGGAGCGCGAGUUUCGUACUUGGACCCAUCUAAAUGUCAUCGUUUACCAUGGAAGCAUGGUCAGCAGGCAGAUGCUCCAACAGUAUGAGAUGUAUUUCAGGGAUGCACAGGGCCGUGUUUUGAGAGGGGCCUACAGGUUCCAGGCUGUUAUCACCACUUUUGAGAUGAUCCUCGGAGGCUGUCCCGAGCUCAAUGCCAUAGAAUGGCGCUGUGUUAUCAUCGAUGAGGCCCACCGCCUCAAGAACAAGAACUGCAAGCUGCUAGAGGGCUUCAAGCUCAUGAACUUGGAGCACAAGGUCCUGCUGACAGGUACUCCUCUCCAGAACACAGUGGAGGAGCUCUUCAGCUUGCUCCACUUCCUGGAGCCGGCACGCUUCCCCUCAGAAAACACCUUCAUGCAGGAGUUUGGCGACCUCAAGACUGAGGAGCAGGUGCAGAAGCUUCAGGGUAUCCUGAAGCCCAUGAUGCUUCGUAGGUUGAAGGAGGACGUGGAGAAGAAGUUGGCUCCGAAAGAGGAGACCAUCAUCGAAGUUGAACUCACCAACAUUCAGAAGAAAUACUACCGCGCUAUCCUAGAGAAGAACUUCUCUUUCCUGGCUAAAGGAGCUGGCCAGGCAAAUAUGCCCAACCUGGUCAACACCAUGAUGGAGCUGAGAAAGUGCUGCAACCACCCCUACCUCAUCAAAGGAGCAGAAGAGAAGAUCCUGGAGGACUUCAGGGAGGUAUAUAGCCCCACUGCCAUCGACUUUCACCUGCAGGCUAUGGUACAGUCUGCUGGGAAGCUGGUCCUUAUUGACAAGCUGCUGCCUAAGAUGAAGGCUGGAGGGCACAAGGUGCUCAUCUUCUCCCAAAUGGUGCGCUGCCUGGACAUCCUGGAAGACUACCUCAUUCAGAGAAGGUACUUGUAUGAGCGGAUAGACGGACGUGUCCGUGGGAAUCUGCGGCAAGCAGCCAUCGACCGCUUCAGUAAGCCCGACUCGGAACGCUUUGUUUUCCUUCUGUGUACGAGAGCUGGUGGCCUGGGCAUCAACCUCACAGCAGCAGACACCUGCAUCAUCUUUGACUCUGACUGGAAUCCACAGAACGACCUGCAGGCCCAGGCUCGCUGCCAUCGAAUCGGUCAGAACAAGGCAGUGAAGGUGUACCGUCUGAUCACCAGGAACUCGUACGAGAGGGAAAUGUUUGAUCGCGCCAGCCUCAAGCUGGGCCUGGACAAAGCCGUGUUGCAGAGCAUGAGUGGCCGAGAUAACAGCCUGGGGGGAGGUGCUGGGGGAGGGGCAGUGCAGCAGCAGUUGUCUAAGAAGGAGAUUGAAGAUCUGUUGCGACGUGGUGCAUACGGGGCCAUCAUGGAUGAGGAGGAUGAAGGGGCCAAAUUCUGUGAAGAGGACAUCGACCAGAUCCUCCAGCGCAGGACAAAGACCAUCACCAUUGAGUCUGAAGGGCGAGGUUCCACCUUUGCCAAGGCUAGUUUUGUAGCAUCUGGAAACCGCACAGACAUCUCUCUGGAUGACCCCAACUUCUGGGACAAAUGGGCCAAAAAGGCUGACAUUGAUGUGGAUAUGGUCAACGGCAGAAACAGCUUGGUGAUUGACACUCCUCGUGUCAGAAAGCAGACAAGGCCAUUCAGUGCCACGAAGGAUGAGUUGGCAGAGCUUUCAGAGGGUGAAAGUGACAGUGACGAGACCAAACCUAAGCUCAGGCGAAACCACGACCGCCUCAACAGCUAUGGACGCACUGAGUGCUUCAGAGUAGAAAAGAACCUACUUGUUUAUGGGUGGGGUCGUUGGAAGGAUAUCCUCAAACAUGGGCGUUUUAAGAAGCAGCUGACAGAGUGGGAUGUGGAGUCCAUCUGCAGGGCCCUGCUGUCUUACUGUCUGGUCCAUUACCGUGGAGAUGACAAAAUCAAAAGCUUCAUGUGGGACCUGAUUGCCCCUACUGAGGAUGGACGCACCAAGGAGCUGCAGAAUCACCUGGGUCUAUCUGCCCCGGUCCCUCGAGGCAGAAAGGGAAAGAAGAUGAAGACCCAGUCCAGCUCUUUCGACAUCCACAAAGCCGAGUGGCUCAGGAAGCACAACCCAGAACAUAUGCUUCAGGACGACGGCUACAAGAAACACCUCAAACACCACUGCAACAAGGUGCUGCUCAGGGUCAGAAUGCUCUACUACCUGAAACAAGAGGUGAUAGGAAACCAGGCCCAGAAGGUGCUGGAUGGUGCAGACUCCAGUGAGAUAAAGAUCUGGGUGCCAGAUCCUGACCACUCUGAGUUGCCAGCCCUGUGGUGGGAUGCCAUCUCUGACAAGUGUCUGCUGCUGGGUGUCUUUAAGCAUGGUUAUGAGAAGUACAACACUAUUCGUGCAGACCCUACCCUGUGCUUCAUAGAGCGUGUGGGACGACCAGAUGAGAAGGCCAUCGCUGCUGAACAGAGAGGCAAUGAUUUCAUGGAUGGUGAUGUGGAUGAUCCAGAGUACAAGCCUGCUCCAGCCCUGCUGAAGGACGAUAUGGAGGAUGACGCCUCUUCCCCUGGAGACUUAGUUGUCACUGACAGCGCCGGAGAUGCAGUUCCACAGACAGGCGAAACCAUCUACUGGCCCUCAUCCUCAGUGCUGACAGCCAGGCUGAGGCGUCUGAUCACAGCCUCUCAGCGCUUCACCAAGAGCCGGCAGAUCCUCCAAAUCCACCAGACUCAGUCUCAGUCCCAGCAGACCAUGAUACUGUCUGCCCCACUCUGCCCUCUGCCCUCCACACUCAACGACACCCUCAACCCCAAGAUGGCUGCUAAGAUUGAACGCCAGCAAAGAUGGACCAGGCGAGAAGAGGCUGACUUCUAUCGUGUGGUCUCCACUUUUGGUGUUGUUUUUGACCCAAACCUCGGCCGGUUCGACUGGACGAAGUUCAGGGCCAUGGCUCGGCUGCACAAGAAGACUGACGAGAGCCUGCAAAAAUACCUGUGUGCUUUCACCGCCAUGUGCCGAAGGGUGUGUCGCCUGCCACCCAAAGAGGGAGACUCUGCAGUGGAUCCAUCUCUGAACAUCCAGCCUAUCACAGAGGAGAGAGCGUCUCGUACCCUGUACAGAGUAGAGUUGCUUCGCCAAGUGAGAGAACAAGUCCUUCGUCAUCCAUUACUUUACGAGCGCCUGUCUCUGUGUCAGAUGAGCUCUGACUUGCCCAUCUGGUGGGAAGCUGGUACCCAUGACCGUGACCUUCUAAUCGGUGCUGCUAAGCAUGGCGUCAGCCGUACAGAUUAUCACAUUCUGAGAGACCCUGAGCUCAGCUUCAUGGCCGCCCAACGCAACUACAGUCAAACAAAAUCGGCGCAGCAGCAAUCACGCACAUCAACCCCGCUUCUACACCCUCAGUCUCAGGCCACAAGCUCGGUGUUGACUGGCUCUCCACAGCCUCCACCCACCCAGAGAAACACAGAGCCUUGUGGAAUUGUACCCAAAGAGGAGCCUGCCUCAGAGGAGGAGGAGUGCAGGGAGAAGCAGGGUGAGAGUUGGAGCCCUCCUCAAGCACCAGCUACUCCCACAGGUCUGGAGGAGAAGCCUGUGUCUGAGACAGGGGACAGCGAGAGGCAGAUGGUGGCAGCACGAACCAAACCUCUCACACCAAACUCUUCUGAGAGGAAACCCAAGAAGGCUAGCAAACGGGCCCGGAGAGAGGCGAGGCGUGGCUCAGAGUCCGACUCAGAUGGCUCUUCUUCAAGCUCUUCAUCACGCUCCUCUUCCUCUUCUUCCUCUUCGUCUUCUUCCUCGUCACAUUCUGGGUCCAGCUCCUCCUCCUCUUCAUCGUCCUGCUCCUCUGGCUCUUCAUCAUCAUCGUCCUCCUCUUCAUCAUCUUCUGAUGACAGUGAAAGUGAGGGAGAGGAAAGGAAGAAGAAAGUGCCUGCAGCAGCAACUGUCAAGGGCUUUGAUGAGGACAGUGUGGCAUCUCUGAGCACUACACAGGAUGAAACACAAGUGGCUGAGAAUGGCAUCACCAACAACUCCUCACAUCCUUUCCAAGGAGGAGGGUACAUGCUCGCUGCAUCCUAUUGGCCAAAGGAUCGUGUUAUUAUUAACCGCCUGGACAGCAUCUGCCAAGCAGUGCUGAAGGGCAAGUGGCCUGGAACGCGUCGGGUCUACGAGCCUGGAGGUGCAGUGGCCUCCUUCUACACCACCAAGCUGCUGGACAACGCCAACAGCCUGUGCGAGGACCCCUCUGCCUCGCCACAGGGGUCAAAGGUGACCAAGCAUGUUGCAGAAAACAAGGAGUUCUCAGUAAAACUCAACGACCAGGAGGGAGGUCUGAAGUUGACCUUCCAGAAACAAGGUCUACCUCUGAAAAGGCCCCUGGAGUCAGAAGAGGGGCCCCAGGCACAGCAGCAGUACCUGGCCCGGCUUCACGAGUUACAGAGCGCCUCGGACACAGGACUGGCUGACAUCACUAAGCCUCAGUGCAGCUUCCAGGCUGUGCCUGCAGAUUUUACUGGUCAGAUGAGGCUGAACGGCGCACUGGACAGCCAGCCAGUGGUUAAGAAGAGGAGGGGAAGGAGGAAGAAUGUUGAGGGGAUGGACCUGCUCUUCAUGAAUAGGAGUAGAGUCCCUGCUGUUCCUGAUCAGGUGCCUCAAGGGUGGGGUGGUAUUGGCCAGGUGGGCAUGGCUGUGGCCCCUGUGCUGAGCUCCAGUCAGGUCCCCGGAGAUAUCGAGAGCAGGGUCCCUGUCAUUAACCUUAAAGAUGGCACUCGGCUUGCUGGGGACGACGCUCCCAGGAGGAAAGAUCUUGAUCAAUGGCUAAAAGAGCACCCUGGCUUUGUGGCAGACACAGGAGCCUUUAUCCCUGGGGUAAAUAAGAUGCAAAUGCAGUUCCACUUCCAGGAUGGUCGUCCCAAGCAGAAGAGGCACCGCUGCAGGAACCCAAACAAGAUAGAUGUGAACAGCCUGACAGGAGAGGAAAGGGUCCAGAUCAUCAACAGGAGAAAUGCACGCAAGGUUGGAGGAGCCUUUGCUCCUCCUCUGAAGAAUCUGUGCCGAUUCCUUCAGGAGAAUCCCGAAUACGGAGUCCCACCUGAAUGGGCUGAUGUUGUCAAACAGUCGGGUUACCUCCCGGAAAGCAUGUUUGACAGGAUCCUGACGGGACCCAUCGUUCCUGAGGAGGUGAGCCGGCGUGGACGUCGACCUAAGAAUCCUCUGGCCAAGGCGGCAGCUGCGGCAGCGGCAGCAGCGGCGGCGGCGCCCAACCCAGCAGCGUCUGCCCUGGGUCUGAACCCCCUGCUGGCCAACGGCCUACUCUCUGGAAUGGACCUGACCAGCCUGCAGGCCUUCCAGCAAAACCUCCAGAGCUUACAGUCCCUGCAGCUCACCACAGGCCUGAUGGGGCUGCCGUCCGACACUAGCAACAUGGCAGCAAGUAACUUAGCUGCCAUGUUUCCCAUGAUGCUGUCUGGUAUGGCUGGGUUACCAAACUUGCUUGGCAUGAGUAGCUUGCUUGGGAAGCCUGCUCAGGAAGGCACAGGAAGCUCUGAGGAGAAGACAACGGGAACCUCCAGCGGUGCAUCAGGAGAGCCGUCUGCCUCUAAAGCACCGCCUCACACCUCAGACACCAAAGGAGAAAGGACAGAGGGCUCGAACAUGACUCCUUCCUCCACUUCCAGCUCCAGUUCCUCUGCCACCGCCCCACAAAGUGCUUCAACUGCAUCUGCAGCCUCCAGUCACCCACUGUCUCUUAACCCCUUGUUACUCUCCAGUAUGCUUUACCCAGGGAUGCUUCUCACUCCAGGCCUUAACCUUCCUGUGUCUGCCACACAGCCACAGAGCUCAAACAGUGACACCACCCCUCCUCCUCAGAAUGCCUCUCAGUCGUCGCCACAGGAGACAGAGCGGCCAGCGGCAGAGAAGGAUGGAGAGGAGGAUGACGAGGAGUUAGGAGAGGCUUUGGACGAAGAAGAAGAAGAAGAAGAGUCAGCAGAACAAAAAGAAAACAGCGGUGCUGAAGGUUCGGGGAAAGCCGAGUCAUCUUCAUCGGAGUCUGGGAGCUCUUCUUCCUCAUCAGAUGAUUCAGACUCCAGUGAUGAGGACUGAUUCAAUGAAUAUAUAAUUAUAAAUUUAUUUAUGUAUUGCCUAGAAAUGUAUACAUAUAUUCACAUAUAUGGAUUUUCCAGCACUUAUGUUGCGAUUUCUUUACAUGUAAAUAUAAGAACUAACUAAAAUGUUGUGUAAUAAAGACUACAAAAAUCUAACAAAAAAAAGAGUAAAAACUGACUUAAAAGCAACUGAAAUAAAAUUUCAGUUUUUGUUCACAAGGUACAGUCUUGUUUUGAGACAUUUUGCAUGUCAGACUUUAGUAGAUUUCUGAUCUCUGUGAACUUGUACCACACAAUUAUGUACAAUUGCAACAAAAACAGGCAUUAUUGUAAUUAUGUCAGGAUUUAAUUUUAUUAAAAAAAGUGAAACUACAUCAACAUGCUCGUUGAGCUGUACUAUUAAUAUAUUUUGAUUGUUGGGGAUUGGGAGAAUGACACUUGACAAAAACUUUGGUUUCUCUUGUAAAUAUUCAGUACUUUCACAGGUUUGUUGACACUUAUGCUUUGCAGAUCAUACGUUGGAUAUGUCAGCAAUAACUUGGGCAGCUAAUGAAUGUCACUGAAGCUGUAGAUUCUUUGUCCGCCAUGUUUCCACCCCAGUGCACAACUCACACAGACUCACUUUCCUGUCACUUACCUUCAAAUCAUUUUGUAGAGUUUAUUUCUGCACUCACUUGCAUCCUUAUUGGAAGCAGAAUUACCUGAAGCUCCUUCUGUAACAAGGCUUCAACUUGGGGUAAAUCUGUACAAGUAUUAUUUUUUCAAUCAAACACAUCAAACUUAAGCUUAAGUCAUUCAAAAUGGGCCAUAAUUCUAUUGUCUGCUGAGAUUUCUUUUUUGAGAGGUUUCAUUUUUCACAUGAAAUCUCAUUUUUGAAACUCAUUUUCACCAUCACCUUACAAACAUGUUACAAAAUGUCCAAGGUGCACUUUAGCUACUCACAGUAAGCAUAUACUUUCACUUGCACAUCUGUUGAUUCUGACUACAGUGUCAGAGUCUAAUAAACUCCUUGAGCUGUGGGGACAGAAAACAACGUUUUACUGUGUGCCAAAAAACUGCCCUUUGACCCUGUGAGGUCCUGACAGAGUUUAGUUGUCUCUGUGUUGAGGAAGAUUCGGGAUUCUUGAAGAAAUGGAUAUUAUUACUACAACCCCAGCGUAUUUGACUGCAUUUUACCUCAACUGUGCUAAAUGGAUUGGCUUCACUGUGCACAUGUACAUGUACAUGGGAGUGGUUUCUUGCUGUCCAUGUACUUAAUGUCCUUUUUUCUGCUGGAAUGUGUGUGUUUGAGCUCACUUUUACUGAGAGCUUCCACUGUGUUAUCUUGUUUGGCUGGACUCCUCAUCUCACCCAGUGUAUCUACUGCUUACAUAACUUUCCGUUUCUGACUGUUGUGUCUUAAGGGGGUGGGGGGGGCUUGUAAAUUAUGACUAGUUGAAAACACAUUACAGUGUUUUAAAUCUUUAAACAUGUCUCAUUAGAAAUAUGGAAAAAAUUACACUCCUUUGGAUGCUGUGUUGCAUGACCACCUGUCUACCAAAGUCUUACAGAUCACACUUGGUACAAGCACAAAAUAGUUCAAAUCCAGGCUAAGAUUGUAGUAAAUGUCAUCGUAUUUGAGUAUUAAAUUUUCAAACACAUUUUUAGUCAGGCUAGCUUUAGAAAAGGCUAAAUAAUAGCAGCUUGUGUUGCUGGGAGUUUGCAGCUUGGUUGCGUGUGUUUCACUUUGUUCUUGACUCUGUUGUGCUGAUGAAUGGAGCUUCAGCUAGAUGUAGAAGUGCCCUUAUCCUGUACCUCACUCUCUCAUUCACCUUCUAUUUGACAGACUACUCAGAUUCAGUCUCCAUGUUUGUGCAUUUUUGUUCAUCAUCUCUGCACAUGUUCAGCAGUAACCCCAAUACACAUAAACACUGGAACACUGGUCAAGCCGAAGUACCUUUUGUAUCUUUCUCUAGGCACAGCAGUGCUUGCUCUAGGACUGCUGUUACACAGUGGACUGUUAGACACACGUUUCAAAAUUAUUUCCUUAGUGAGGUUUCCAUCUGGACUGGGGGCGACAUAGCACUCCUCCUGUGUUGGAGAAACCCACUGAAUUAACUCAGUUUGUUUAACUCUUAAGUAUUGCUGUAGCAUCGUUCUCUAGUGGGUGAAACCAUGAACAGACCAGUGGCUGAAGACACAUCUGAUUUAUAAUGUUGCUUUAAAGUGGUUUUCUUGUAUGCCUGUUAUAUAUAUAUGUGUGUCUCCCAUAUAUAUAUAUAGACCUCGACAUGGGUUUUGCUUGCAAUGCAAAUGCAUUUUUUAAUAUUACUAACAGUACAGUAUUUUUCUAUGUCUGAGCAAUGAACUUAAACAUGCCAUUGUCAUUUUGUAUAUCUGCACCCCUGCUCUCUUUAAACUUGUAGUGCCCUUAUGCAAACACCCAGCCAUUGCUAUUUCUGCUCUAAGUGAUUGAUCUAACAAUUUUUGCUUUACUCUUUGUUGCCCCACAGCGAUGGGUAGAUGGAUUGAAGACUGCUGAGCCUCUUUAGGACACAAAUGGAAAAAAAAUGGUGGACAUAGGAUUGGACUUUUUGCUUUCAUUUUGCUUCUCUUUUCAUAUUUUGUUUUCUUUAGGUCGUAUUGUAUGAGGACUCCCAAUGCACUGCUAUUAUUAGGGAAGCAGUGUUGAAUCUGCGCUUUAACACCGACACAAGUAAACCAUGCCCGAUAUGCAAGAGGAAUGACAAAACACACUACUGCUGUACAGGGAGGUUUUCUUUCCGUUUUCUUAUGUGUAAUCACUGAGAUGACAAAACUAACAUCAUGAGUUUUGUGGGUUUUUUGGGGGGGGGUUGGGGGUUCUGAAGCUUGAUAAUAUUCAAUUGUCACCCUGGUCAGUUUUUGUCUUCUUUUUUUUCAUUGGAAAGUUGUAAUAUUUGCAAAUUGUGGUCUGUGUAGUUAAAAUAAUUCUUUAUGUAGUGCAGGAAACGCAUCUUAAAAGUCAUUUGUAAUUUAUUGGAUUACUUUCUAUGAAGUUCUAUAGAGGAAAUUGAGGUUUAAUUAUUUUUAUUAAACAUAUUCUUCUGACUAUCAA